Molecule: messenger RNA, 3820 nt
Organism: Portunus trituberculatus (swimming crab)
Lineage: Eukaryota; Metazoa; Arthropoda; Malacostraca; Decapoda; Portunidae
Product: trissin receptor-like
Exons: 5
Coding region: 1076-2689 (537 amino acids)
Biological process (GO): G protein-coupled receptor signaling pathway
Cellular component (GO): plasma membrane
Molecular function (GO): G protein-coupled receptor activity
Source: RefSeq, a predicted model, not a curated record
GAGAGAGCAUGGUGGCGUGGUUCAGUGUUGGGUUGUCCCACGUCGCGGCAACAAGCAGGGUCAAGUAAGCGGGGAGCAGCGCGCAGGUUGGUCGGCACACUGACACACUAGUCAGUCUCCGUAGCAGCCCUGCGGCAGACUCGUUGACAGGUAGAGAUGGAAGUUAGUGACCGCGUGUCCAGUUAAUCAAAGUAAUGAGUAAUGUUACAAAAGUUAGUCGCCGCGUGCUAAGGUAAAUUGACAAGAGCAAUACCUGACUGCAAUAUCCGAGUGUAGCUGCAACUUGAGAGAGAAAAGCUCGUAAAAUUUCGUUACUCAUUAUAAAUCACGGUGCUUUAACUCGACACUGAGAAAUGAGUGCGUCGUGGAUUCCGCGGAGUGUCUGUCUGUGUGUGUGUUGCACCAGGAAUACGUGAAGCAAUCACAACUUUUAACACACACGCAUAAAGUUUGUAAGAUGCCAGCUGACGUACACGUGUCAGACCCUCUGUGGUGCAUGAGUCCUGAAGCUCGCCUGUCAUCUCUGCUCUGUUAAUGUAUCGCAUCUAGAACAAGUGGAGCAACAAAUACACAAACCACGCAGCGGUACAUGUAACAUAAGUAAGCUGUACAUCUUGACAACGACACUGAAAAACAAAACAAACAAACAAGACAAACUGCUAUAAACCUUGAAAAACAAAGUAAAUAUAUAACACGUAAACUACAAAAGUGACAACACAAAGCGCAUUAAAAAAGAUAAAAAAUACUGGAACGAACAAAUUGAAGAGGAGGAAACAAGAAAUAUUCACGUCAGUAUUGAAGAAAAAGCUUUCCUCUGCUGCGGCCUGAGCGGGGCGGCGCGUCACUGAGGGCCUCGGGGAGCGGCAGCUGGCGGAGGCUGGCCGGGCUGGUUGGAGGGGCGAGGUGGUAACCAUGUGGCCGCUACUCCACUACAGCCCACUGGGAACCGACACCUGCUCCACCCACACCCAGCCCAACGUCCCCAUCAAGACACACCACGCUCACAGUGAGAGUUCAUCCCUCAUCUGACCCACAGUGACCGCCACACAGACACACACACCCAUACUGUGAACCCAUGGACUACCACAGCCAAUCCCCCUCCACCAUCUAUGUUUCAACCACGCCCGCUCCUUCCGAUGCCUCCUAUCUUGAAUCACGCACCGUCCCUACCACUCACACCACACCCACGUCAGCAUCCACCACACCCACGGCUACGGAAUGCGCGAGGCACUUCAUAUCUGACCUGGCAAGCAAUGCAUCUGUCAGACUCCUGCAGCCGCCACCCCCCGCCGGGCCCUGCAAUGUGACACUCCUGGACGAGGCGGGAGGCAGCGCCGAACCCUUCCUGUUUGACCGCGGGGACGUGCGGGGCGUGCUCAUCACUCUGUACACCGUGGUCUUCAUCACAGGAUUUGUAGGCAACCUCGUGGUGCUGCUGGUGAUGUGGGUGCACCCCCGCAUGCGAUCCACCACCAACUUCUUCCUCACCAACCUGGCUAUCGCGGACUUCUGCGUCACUGUGUUCUGCGUCUACCAGAACCUCUCGCUCUACCUCGCCCAAACGUGGGUAUUCGGUGACUUCCUGUGUAAGAUGUACAAUUUCGUCAACUACCUGAGCUACACCGCCUCCGUCAUGAUCCUGGUGGUGAACUGCGUGGAGCGAUACGUGGCCAUCAUGUGUCCCUUCAGAGCCAAGACAUUGCUCCGCCAUCGCAACCUGGUGAUGCUGUUGGUGGUGGUGUGGGCUGGCAGUGGCGUGUACUGCUGCCCUCGCCUCCUGUACUUCCGGGCAGGUUCCCACGAGCUGCCUGGCUCGCAGUACACGGAAGUGAUCUGCUUGCCUGACCGUGAACUGUACGACUCCCGCACCUUCGAUACCAUCAACUUUGUGUUACUGUACGUGAUGCCGCUGUCCGUCAUGUCGCUGCUGUACUGGCGCAUCGGUCGCUAUCUGUGGGUGAACGGCCGCCAGAUCGAGGAGGCGAGGCGCUCCACCCAGGCCCCGAUGGCGCGCCCUAGCACGCUGGGUCCCCAGGCGCCGUGCUGCCUGUCCGCUAUCAAGGAGAACGCCAUUAAGAACCAAACCUCGCGGUCGCGGUCGCGGGAGGACGGGCAGGUGCCGCACAGCGCUGCGGGCUCCAGCAGCUCCAUUGGCUGUUACUCUACAGCGGCGUGGCGACGGCGAUGGCGUCACCCUGGGGAGAGCAUCUCUAUGGGGCCCUACCACUCUGAACGCCUCAUCAGGACGUGGCGCAAGGUGGUAAAGCUGCUGGUGGCGGUAGUGUUGUGCUUUGCCCUCUGUAACCUACCCUUCCACCUGCGCAAGAUGCUCACCUACUACCAUCCCGCCUACAAGCCCACCACGGACGCCGCCCUCAUGUUCACGCCGCUUUCCAACCUCCUCAUGUACCUCAACUCCGCCCUCAACCCCAUCGUGUACUCCUUCAUGUCGCACAACUUCCGCGCCUGUGUGCGUGACGUGCUGACCCGCUACACGCGGCGCGGCAUGCGGCGCCACCUGUCAGGCCCACAGCGACCAGCAGCCCAUCCCCAGCGACAUGACCCACCACUGCACAUCCUUGCCGCCGCCCCACAUCCGCAUCCGCACCCGCACCCGCACACACACACGCUCACACGCCCACACCCAUGCUCCAUGUCACACCCACGCCUCGAUGACCACCACCCGUAAAUUGACACACGAGUUUCUCUCUCUGUCUCUGUCUCUCUCUCUCUCUCUCUCCAAAGGGAAAAAUAUUCGGGUAAAAGCAAUAUGAGGCCAUUCUCAAAAGUUUACAACUAUCCACUCUCGUCACAAGUCGAUCUUGAUAGCUACUCUCAUUAAAUCGCUUAUGCCGUAAAAAAGAGAAAAAAGGGAAUAGGUAAAGUGUCCCAAAGAUUACAAAUAGAAAUAAAUCGAGAGUGAAGAUACUGAUUAACUCGUGCAUCAGUAAGGAGGACAAGCAGGGAUGCGUGAAUAGAAAGCAUUGUCACUAUCCUUUGACUUUUUUUUAUCUCUUGGAUUUUGAAAAGUACAUCACAGCCACGACGCUUGUACGUAUGUGGGUUCAGGAUGGAGCUAGAGAGGCGAGGCGUGUGUGGGAAGGAGGGUGGUGUGGAUGGAUCCACUCGCCAGGAGAUAGAGAGAAGGUUUGUGGUUGCGGUGGGAGAUGUGCUUGUAUGGGUGUGGGUGAGGAAGGUGCGGAGCAUCAAGCACAUUGGAGAAGGUAAGGUUGAUUCGAUGUGGCAACGCCUUACUGGAGCAGCAAAAGGACGACUACGUAAAAUAUGAUGCCUAAAUUUGUAAAAUUUCAUAGUGUUAUCAAAAAUAAAAUGAGCAAAAUGAUGGUGUCUCCAUGAAGGGUUUAGCUGGUCUGGUGAGGCAAUCACCAUCCCAACUAUCACUGGUGUGGGUACACUGUUGGUAUGUAGGGCAUGGUACACGACAACCUUUCUGAAGGAGGCUGAUUUCUAGGCAACGGUAAUGAAUUAAGAAUACUUGCAGAAUAAAGAAAAUUUCAUAAAUUAUAUAAAGAAAAAUCAAACAACACUUGCCACAUUAAUGAAUAAAAAGCAAGAUUAUAUAAAGUACAAAAUACAAAACUGGAGGAAGAGAUUGUGCCGGCAGAUGGAAAGACCUCUGAGGCAGGUGGAAAGACACUGAGAGCCCCGGUGAACCAAGAGUCACCCACUGAGCUACCGUCAUUUUGUCGCUUCGGGUCACAAGAACACGGCAACGCUGCAACAUGCCCUCUACUGCUGCCAUCACUCGCUGACACGUCUGCACCAAGGACUCUCCACCAUAUGGAAAAACACUACUGGC